Molecule: messenger RNA, 2149 nt
Organism: Oryzias melastigma (Indian medaka)
Lineage: Eukaryota; Metazoa; Chordata; Actinopteri; Beloniformes; Adrianichthyidae
Product: serine protease HTRA1A
Exons: 9
Coding region: 230-1666 (478 amino acids)
Biological process (GO): proteolysis; programmed cell death; positive regulation of apoptotic process
Cellular component (GO): extracellular region
Molecular function (GO): serine-type endopeptidase activity; protein binding
Source: RefSeq, a predicted model, not a curated record
UCACAUAAACGCACCAAUCACGCAGCCCGUGCGCGGAGGGUGCGCUGCCUGUGAUGCGCCGCCAGCAGAAACGUAAAGGCGCGUAAUUGGCUGCGCCGCGGUUCGGUUAAAUGCCUCUCCAGCUGAAAUGAAACGACUUUCCCACUGACGGUUCUCAUCCACUAACUCUGCACGCAGACUGACUCUCUUUCCGGCCGCUUCUGAACUUUUUUCCCCGUUUGUGCGGAUCAUGCUGCGUUCACUCUUCUUGUGCGUAAUUGUGGCGGUUUGGACUCCGGCGGAUGCGCAAAACUCCGGCCGCUAUGUGGUCGGGUGUCCCGCGCGGUGCGACAAGGCGCUGUGCCCGCGCUUGCCCGCGGACUGCCCGGCGGGACAAGCCCUGGAUGUGUGCCACUGCUGCCCGGUGUGCGCGUCCGGGGAGGGGGAAACGUGCAGCGGCGGCGGCGGCGGGAAGCUCGGUGACCCGGUGUGCGAGGAGGGGCUGGAGUGCUCGGUCUCCGGCGGGGUGUCGCUCACCGCCACGGUGCGGAGGAGAAGCAAGAGCGGGAUUUGUGUGUGCAAAUCCCCCGAGCCGGUGUGCGGCAGCGACGGGGUGUCAUACCGGAACAUCUGCGAGCUGAAGAGGGUGAGCCGGCGCGCGCAGAAGCUGCAGCAGCCACCUGUUCUGUUUAUUCAGCGGGGAGCCUGCGGGAAAGCUCAGGACAAUCCAGACAGUCCGAGGCACAAGUACAACUUCAUCGCAGACGUGGUGGAGAAGAUCGCCCCCUCAGUUGUUCACAUUGAACUUUUCCGCAAGAUGACUUACUCCAAGCGGGAGGUGGCUGUGGCCAGUGGUUCUGGCUUUGUUGUGUCAGAGGACGGCCAGAUUGUGACCAACGCUCAUGUUGUGGCCAAUAAACACAGAGUGAAAGUGGAGCUGAAGAACGGCGCUUCCUAUGACGCCAAAAUCAAAGAUGUGGACGAGAAGUCGGACAUCGCCCUCAUCACGAUUGAUGCACCGACUAAGCUCCCCGUCCUGUUACUUGGCCACUCUUCAGACCUCAGACCCGGGGAGUUUGUGGUCGCGAUCGGCAGCCCGUUCUCCCUCCAGAACACGGUUACCACAGGAAUCGUCAGCACCACUCAGCGUGGGGGCAAGGAACUGGGCCUUCGCAACUCUGACAUGGACUACAUCCAGACUGACGCCAUCAUUAAUUACGGUAACUCUGGAGGGCCUCUGGUAAACCUGGAUGGAGAAGUGAUUGGGAUCAAUACGCUGAAAGUAACGGCUGGCAUCUCCUUCGCCAUUCCUUCUGACAAAAUCCGUCAAUUCCUUGCCGAGUCGUACGACAGGCAGUCUAGAGGGCGAACAGAUGCUAAGAAGAAGUAUAUCGGUGUGAGAAUGAUGACUCUCACGCCUUCGUUAGCCAAAGAGCUCAAGACUCGACAUCGUGACUUCCCUGACAUCACUUCAGGAGCUUAUGUGAUGGAGGUCAUUGCAAAGACACCAGCUGCAAAUGGUGGGCUGAAAGACCACGAUGUCAUCAUCUCCAUCAACGGCCAGAGGAUUUCAACAGCCACCGACGUCAGUGCCGCCAUCAAGAAAGACGACGUUCUGAGAAUAGUGGUGCGCCGCGGCAAUGAGGACGCCAUCCUCACCAUCGUGCCUAUGGAGAUCGAUCCUUGAUACUCCUAAACUCGCUCCAAAGGAGUCGGAAUUAAGUUAAACUUCUCACUAGUGGACCUGAAAUGGGAGGGGCUUCCACUGACGAAGCCCGCUACCUGUCUCCAAAAGCUUAUAAACUGUAAAUGUCUUAAAGAAACUGAAAGAACGGGAGCUACAGAAGCAAUCGUUUCCCCCGUGACUUGUCACUUUUAGGUUUUAAAAGCUCCGAUUAAUGCUAAACUACUGUUUGUUUUCAAACACGAGAUUUAGAUUGUUUUUUUAAUACGUUUUUUGUGCCUUUAAAUAUUUGCUCAGUCGGACCUGCUGCCUUCGAUGGCUCGUUUUCAGUCUCGCUGAGCAAAUCUGAUUUUUUUAUAAUUGCUGUUUCUAAAAACCUUAAUCAAGUACUGUAAAAGUUUUGUUUAUUAUUGUUUUUUUUACUGCCUGAUGUAUACUAAAACUAAAAUAAAAUGUGUUUACCUCCAUUUAUAUUGGCGUUCUCCA